This is a messenger RNA of Ricinus communis (castor bean), 315 nucleotides long. RefSeq lists its product as uncharacterized. Lineage: Eukaryota; Viridiplantae; Streptophyta; Magnoliopsida; Malpighiales; Euphorbiaceae. The record is from RefSeq and is a predicted model, not a curated record. The transcript has a single exon. Bases 1 to 315 code for a protein of 104 amino acids.
AUGAGAAUCCAUAUAGCAAUAGCUGAUGCAGCUUCAUGUUACUGUGCUGUAGUUCUUUUAGGUCUAAUACUAUUAGGCUCGGUAAUCGAGAGUAAUUCUUCUGCAGCUGAACCUGUCAAAGGGAGCCAGCUUCUUGACCGACCUUGUGAUGAAAUAUAUGUUGUUGGAGAAGGAGAGACCCUUCAUACCAUCAGUGACAAGUGCGGUGACCCGUUUAUCGUUGAGCAGAAUCCGCAUAUUCACGACCCUGAUGAUGUUUUCCCUGGACUUGUCAUCAAGAUUACUCCUUCAAAGCCCAGGAAGUUGCUGAGGUAG